GCCCCGCCGGGAUCCCGGGGGGUGCCGCCGGGGAUGUCCGCCCCGCCGCAGCCCGCCGCUCCCGGUUCCUUCCAGAGCCCCCGGAGGCUGCCGAAGCGCAAGAGCCGCUUCAAGCGCUCGGACGGCAGCACCUCGUCCGACACCACCUCCAGCAUCCUCCGCAGGCAGGGCUCGGCCGACUCGUACACCAGCCGCCCGUCCCUGGACUCCGACGUGUCCCUCGAGGAGGAUCGCGAGAGCGCCCGGCGCGAGGUGGAGAGCCAGGCCCAGCAGCAGCUCGAGAGGGCCAAGCACAAGCCGGUCGCGUUCGCCGUGCGCACCAAUGUCAGCUACUGCGGGGCGCUGGACGAGGAGUGCCCGGUGCAGGGAGCCGCCAUCAACUUCGAAGCCAAAGAUUUCCUGCACAUCAAGGAGAAAUACAGCAAUGACUGGUGGAUCGGGCGCCUAGUGAAGGAGGGGGGGGACAUCGCCUUCAUCCCCAGCCCCCAGCGCCUGGAAGCCAUGAGGCUCAAACAGGAGCAGAAAGCCAGGAGAGCUGGCAACACCUUGGGCCUCGGCGACAGCGGGAACCGGCGAUCGCCUCCCCCUUCCUUAGCCAAGCAGAAGCAGAAGCAGACGCAGCACAUCCCGCCCUACGACGUGGUCCCCUCCAUGCGGCCCGUGGUGCUGGUGGGGCCCUCGCUGAAAGGAUACGAGGUCACCGACAUGAUGCAGAAAGCCCUCUUCGACUUCCUCAAGCACAGAUUUGACGGCAGGAUCUCCAUCACCCACAUCACGGCCGACCUCUCCCUGGCCAAGCGCUCCAUCCUCAACAACCUGGGCAAGCAGGCCAUCCUGGAGCGCUCCACCACUCGAUCCAGCAUCGCUGAGGUGCAGAGCGAGAUCGAGCGCAUCUUCGAGCUGGCCAAGUCCCUGCAGCUGGUGGUGCUGGACGCCGACACCAUCAACCACCCGGCCCAGCUGGCCAAGACCUCGCUGGCGCCCAUCAUCGUCUACGUCAAGGUGUCCUCCCCCAAGGUCCUGCAGCGGCUCAUCAAGUCCCGCGGCAAGUCCCAGGUGAAGCACCUCAACGUGCAGAUGAUGGCAGCCGACAAGCUGGUGCAGUGCCCCCCGGAGCUCUUCGACGUGAUCCUGGAUGAGAACCAGCUGGAGGACGCCUGCGAGCACCUGGCCGAGUACCUGGAGGUCUACUGGCGCGCCACGCACCACCCGCCGCACGCCCCGCACGCCGUGCCCUCGCCCACCGGCCUCCCGGGCCUGCAGAGCCAGCAGCUGCUGGGGGAGCGGGGCGAGCACUCGCCGCUGGAGCACGACAGCCUGAUGCCCUCGGACGAGGCCAGCGAGCCCUCGCCCAAACCCUGGGCAGCCUCCUCGCAGCGCGGCUCCCGGCACCUGGAGGAGGAAGAGGAGGAGGAGGAGGAGUACGGGGAGCCUUACCCCAACCUCUACCAGCCCCACCGGCACCACAACAGCGGGCUGCACGGCCCCCCCGGCCCCGCCGCGCAGGAGCGCCUGCUGGAGCACCCGCCCGAGCGCGACCACGACAGGAACUGGCAGCGCAGCCGGCCCUGGGCCAAGGACAGCUACUAGGGCGGGUGGGCAAGGGGGAGGGAAGGGGAGAGGGGGGGGGGGGGGCGGCUGGGAACCGGCCCCCCCCCCCCCCCCCCAAACCCUUUCCCUGGGGCCUGGCGGCCAGGUCCCCGCCGUCCCUUCGCCUCCCCCCCCCCCCCCCCCGGCCCCACGCUGGGGGUGCUCAGACAAUCUCCCUCUCUCGGGGAACUCCUCCGCAGCGGCAGCUUCCCGGCGCCUGGCCCCGGGCACGUCUUCAGCCAUAAUAAGCACAGGAGGGGGCCGGCGGCCAGGAUGCCAGGGCCCCCCCCCCCCAAAAAAAAAAAAAAAACAACAACAAAAAAAACCCGCUCCCUGACUCCAGGUGACCCGAGAGCAGCCACAUGCCUUCUCCCUGCCUCAGUUUCCCCGCCUGGCCCCCCCCCAGCAUCGCAGGCUGCGUCAUUCCCCGCAGGGCAGCCGCCAUCAGCAGAGGGUGCCCCCCCCCC
This is a messenger RNA of Cygnus olor (mute swan), 2057 nucleotides long. RefSeq names its product calcium voltage-gated channel auxiliary subunit beta 3 (gene CACNB3). Lineage: Eukaryota; Metazoa; Chordata; Aves; Anseriformes; Anatidae. The transcript has 14 exons. Gene Ontology annotation, cellular component: voltage-gated calcium channel complex. Gene Ontology annotation, molecular function: protein binding; high voltage-gated calcium channel activity. Bases 34 to 1590 code for a protein of 518 amino acids. The record is from RefSeq and is a predicted model, not a curated record. Gene Ontology annotation, biological process: calcium ion transmembrane transport; chemical synaptic transmission; neuromuscular junction development.